AUGACCUCGUCUCUGCUAUCGUCACAUCUGGAUCAGAUCGCUCUCUGUGCCUCGUCCAUAUCCGACCUUCCCUUCUCACGACCGAAGCAAUUCACCAAUGCCCUUCUCACCCACCAUGACAUUACCGCUCUGAUUAGAGACACCGAACAACACGAACGCGCCCUGUUCUCUAUAGCUCCUCCUCCUGUCCCUUCAAAGUCGCAAAUACAGCAAAUCUCUUCCACCUUCACCACUUCUGCCUCACGAUCAAUCGUUGCACCAAACACUCAAAGACCACCUCGUCGCCAUACUGCUGUCGCUGCAGUUCUGGGUGGUGACUUGUAUCGCAAGACUAGAUCUGGACACAGUGGGAAGCAAGCCAAGGGUGAUAUCGAUGUCGAACUUCUGCUGCGAGGUGCCGAGAAGCUGUGCAGAGUCUAUCCCAUACCCGGCGCUUUUGACAGAAUCGGCGAGCUGCGAAAUCGAUAUGCUCAAUUGAGUGCGAAUAUCGCCCACUAUGAGGAACGCGUUGCCAUGCAGUCUGCUGAGCUAGACCAUCUGCAUCAGAACCAUGACGAUUAUGAUCAAGACGAUUACGACGACCACGAUGACCACGUUGAGCCUACACUACACAUGAGCAAAGAGGACCUUAUGAAUGAGGAGGACGAAAUUCGUGCUCUGGAGGACAAGAAGAGGGCACUCCAGUCCAGAGUCACCAGUAUGGAGAAAGAUAUUGAAGGUCUGGCCAGAUGA
Messenger RNA from Aureobasidium pullulans EXF-150, 732 nucleotides. RefSeq names its product DASH complex, subunit Spc34. The transcript has 2 exons. The coding region runs from base 1 to 732 and encodes 243 amino acids. Gene Ontology annotation, cellular component: spindle microtubule; DASH complex. The record is from RefSeq and is a predicted model, not a curated record. Lineage: Eukaryota; Fungi; Ascomycota; Dothideomycetes; Dothideales; Saccotheciaceae. Gene Ontology annotation, biological process: attachment of spindle microtubules to kinetochore.